Messenger RNA from Physeter macrocephalus (sperm whale), 3372 nucleotides. Its product is annotated as flavin-containing monooxygenase 5. Bases 841 to 2121 code for a protein of 426 amino acids. The transcript has 10 exons. Gene Ontology annotation, molecular function: NADP binding; flavin adenine dinucleotide binding; N,N-dimethylaniline monooxygenase activity. Lineage: Eukaryota; Metazoa; Chordata; Mammalia; Artiodactyla; Physeteridae. The record is from RefSeq and is a predicted model, not a curated record.
UGUGGGUCCACUUACUUAUAUUACUUUUUUAAUAGUAAAUACAACAGUACUACAUGAUCCGAGGUCUGUUGAAUCCAUGGAUGUGUAAUUGUAGAUACAGAGGAACCACGAGUGUAUGGAGGGCUGACUAUAAGUUCUACACAGGUUUUCAACUGCACAGAGGGUGGGUGCCCCUAACCCCCACGUUGUUCAAAGGCCAAUUGUAUUUUUUUUCCUUUUUCUCCAGUGGUGUAUUGUAUUCUCCCUUCAGGAGGGCUGGACUCUGCAAGUUCUCUCUUGUGGGUGAGUACCUGGCUACUUCAACACUCACCUAAUUCUUGCUCAACAGUAGCAAGAGGCGUCCAGGAAGUCUCACUGGCUCUGCUGGUUCCACAGUUUGUAUGGAGGUAAGAAGAAUGAACAAGGUGCCUUAAAAAACAUAAAAGAAGGGGCUUCCCUGGUGGCGCAGUGGUUAAGAAUGCCUGCCAAUGCAGGGGACACGGGUUCGAGCCCUGCACCUGGAAAAUCCCACAUGCCACGGAGCAGCUUGAGCCCGCGUGCCGCAACUAAUGAAGCCCACGCGCCAAGAGCCCGUGCUCCAGAACAAGAGAGGCCACCGCAAUGAGAAGCCCGCGCACCGCAAUGAAGAGUAGCCCCCGCUGCUGCAACUAAAGAAAGCCUGUGUACAGCAUCGAAGACCCAACACAGCCAAAAAUAAUAAAUAAAUUUAAAAAAAUUUUUUUUAAACCCAUAAAAGAAGGAUAUUUGGAAUAUUCUUGAAGGUUAGGGGCCAAUUCCCAGAAGCAAUGAUAACUAAAGACAGGUUACACUAACCCAGCCCGGUGAAGAUCUCUGGAGACCAUGACCAAGAAAAGAAUUGCUGUGAUUGGGGGAGGAGUGAGUGGGCUCACGUCUAUCAAGUGCUGCCUGGAAGAAGGCUUGGAGCCCGUGUGCUUUGAAGGGACUGAUGACAUUGGAGGGCUGUGGAGGUUUCAGGAAGAACCUGAAGAAGGAAGGGCCAGUAUUUACAAGUCAGUGAUCAUCAACACUUCUAAGGAGAUGAUGUGCUUCAGUGACUAUCCCAUCCCAGAUCACUAUCCUAACUUCAUGCACAACUCCCAGGUCCUGGAGUAUUUCAGGAUGUAUGCCAAAGAAUUUGACCUUCUAAAGUACAUUCGAUUUAAGACCACCGUGUGCAGUGUGAAGAAGCAGCCUGAUUUCUCCACUUCAGGUCAAUGGGAGGUGCUCACGGAAUCUGAAGGGAAAAAGGAGGUGAAUGUCUUUGAUGGAGUUAUGGUUUGCAGCGGCCAUCACACCAAUGCUCACUUACCCUUGGAAAGCUUCCCUGGAAUUGAGAAGUUCAAAGGACAGUACAUCCAUAGUCGAGAUUAUAAGAAUCCAGAGAGUUUCACUGGAAAGAGAGUCAUUAUAAUUGGCAUUGGGAAUUCUGGAAGCGAUCUGGCUGUGGAAAUUAGCCACACAGCCAAGCAGGUUUUCCUCAGCACCAGAAGAGGGGCUUGGAUCUUCAAUCGUGUUGGAGAUUAUGGAUAUCCUAUUGAUGUGUUAUUCUCUUCUCGAUUUAAAUAUUAUAUAAAGAAGAUUUGUGGUCAAUCAUUAGCAAAUAUAUUUUUGGAAAAUAAGAUGAACCAAAGGUUUGAUCAUGAAAUAUUUGGCCUGAAGCCUAAACACAGAGCUCUGAGUCAGCAACCAACCAUAAAUGAUGAUCUGCCAAACUGUAUAAUUUCUGGCUUGGUGAAGGUGAAAACAAAUGUGAAGGAAUUCACAGAGACAGCAGCCAUAUUUGAGGAUGGCUCCAGGGAAGAUGACAUUGAUGCUGUUAUCUUUGCUACAGGCUAUAGCUUUGCCUUUCCUUUUGUUGAAGAUUCUGUCCAAGUAGUCAAAAACAAGAUAUCUCUGUAUAAAAAGGUCUUCCCUCCUAACCUAGAAAAGCCAACUCUUGCAAUCAUAGGCUUGAUCCAGCCCUUGGGUGCCAUUAUGCCCAUUUCAGAGCUCCAAGGACGCUGGGUCACUCAAGUAUUUAAAGGGUUAAAGACAUUGCCUUCACAAAAUGAAAUGAUAAAAGAAAUAGCUAAGGUUCAAGAGGAUAUGGCCAAAAGCAAAACAUCUCUAUUUUCUCAAUGAAGAAACUACCUUCAACUUUCUAGGCUUACGGAUCAUUCUAACAAUCUAGCAGCUGCCAACAUGUUCAACUUAGCUGGAAAACUUGGGAUUUUAAAUGAGCUGUCCAGUCUUUUUUGAUCUCUUAGUUCCUGUGUUAGGAUACAAGACUUUAUCUUAGGAACUAUGAUAAGUAGUCAUGCACUGUGGUGUGGCCUACAAAUGUGAUUGGAUUUUCUCCUCCCAACUCCUACUUUCUCCCCUCCUCACCCUCCCACACAGAGAAUCUAAGUAAUAAGUAUUCAAAGAAGUCAGUUAUGUAAUAAAUUAGGAUUGAUAACAACUAAAUAUAGGGGUAUUCUCCUUAUAAUAGUUCUUCUUAUGUCACACACUAUAGUUAUGAAAAACAAAGCAAAUGAAAUGAAACCAAGGACUCCAGUUUAUGUCCAAGUGCUGCUGUUGAUUCUGUUUUCUCAUCCCUAUAAGUUUUGCUCUGUUCUUGUCUGUCAGAGUAGUUAACUAAAUGUUAGAUGUCUGGCACACCUAAUUUCAUGAAGAAAGGAACUGGAUGUACCAGCCAAGUGUGUUCAUAAAUAAGCUGUGGUGUAAUACAUUUGGGAUUGCUACCUAUUGCUUAACCAAAAAAUAAAUUUGAACAACUGGAAGAACAACAUUAGAAAUCAUUAUCUUUCCCAAUGUACAAUAAAUAAGAGAACCAGAAAUGUGAGAACUACAACUUCCUCCUAAUCAUGUAACUGUUUGUACAAUUCCCUGCUAUUUCACCUGUGGAAAUGCUUUUUGAGAAUUAGAAGGUCUUUUUUCUUCCAUAAUUCUUGUGAUAGUGGGGAUUUAUCCUCUAUUGAAAUGGACCUAGUAUCUUUUUUUUUUUUUUUUUUUUUUUUUUGCGGUACGCGGGCCUCUCACUGUUGUGGCCUCUCCCGUUGCGGAGCACAGGCUCCGGACGCGCAGGCUCAGCGGCCAUAGCUCUCGGGCCCAGCCGCUCCGCGGCAUGUGGGAUCUUCCCGGGCCCGGGGCACGAACCCGUGUCCCCUGCAUCGGCAGGCGGCCUCUCAACCACUGCGCCACCAGGGAAGCCCCUGGACCAGUAUCUUUUAAUCUGCAGACUCUUCUAAUUCAAAAGUAAAUUGAAAGAUGCUUCUUUUUCAUUUCCUUCUUUUAACAAAUAAAUUUGCCUCUUUCAGCAUGUGUCUGUUGAAUUAAAGUCCUUUGAUAAUGUAAUCCCUAGUUAUCAGCAAUAAGUACCCCAGUUUCCUC